Molecule: messenger RNA, 3885 nt
Organism: Pseudoliparis swirei
Lineage: Eukaryota; Metazoa; Chordata; Actinopteri; Perciformes; Liparidae
Gene: e4f1
Product: E4F transcription factor 1
Exons: 14
Coding region: 25-2505 (826 amino acids)
Biological process (GO): regulation of transcription by RNA polymerase II
Cellular component (GO): nucleus
Molecular function (GO): DNA-binding transcription factor activity, RNA polymerase II-specific; RNA polymerase II cis-regulatory region sequence-specific DNA binding
Source: RefSeq, a predicted model, not a curated record
ACAGAGACGGAGAAUUCGUACGACAUGAAUGUAGAAAAUAGUCAUACGGCAGAAACAGAGAGUGAGCAAACGACGAACGGCAACGAGACGAUCACCAUUCAGACAACACUGGGAGAUGAAGAUGAAGAUGUGCACAAGUGCGGACGCUGUCAGUCCGAGUUCUCCGUGCUGGAGGCUUUCAUCCAGCACAAGCUGCAGCACAACUGCAGACGAGUGGAGGCGGACAGCCAGGAGGCCAGCCAGGAGGCCAGUCCAGAGGUUACUGCAGUUGAUGAAAGUUCUUCUUCAGAGGUGAAAACGGCUGAAGGUGCAUCUUCGGAUGAACCAUUGAAGACUCGUGACGCGUUAGGUCGAGGUCGCAGGAAGAAAGUGGUUUCACUCAAAGUCACUGACCACUCAGACGGGACUGAAGGAUCCUUAUCUGACAAUGUGGACGGUGACAACAAGCCUGUUUACAAAGUCACCCAGGAGGGACGCUACAUUUGCCAACUUUGUGACAAGACAUUUAAAACAACCAACAUCUUGAGAACUCACAUGAAAACUCACAGUGACAAAAAGAACUUCGCAUGUGACUUAUGUGGGACCUCCUUUCGCACAAAAGGCUCCCUGAUUCGUCACAACCGUCGCCACACUGAUGAGCGGCCAUAUCGCUGUACCCUAUGUGGCCAGUCCUUCAGAGAGUCGGGGGCCCUCACCAGACACCUUAAGUCCCUCACACCAUGCACAGAGAAGAUCCGCUUUGUUCAGUACAAGGAGAUCUUGGUCGGCAAAGAUGGAGUACAACAAGGAGUCGUAGAUGAUCGUCUUGCAAUGACUGCGCAGCAGCAUGAGGUCGUGGUUGUGGAACGACGGCCUUUUGUGCAAGAGCAGGAGCAGGAGCAAGAACAGGAGCAAGAACAGCAAGAACAGGAGCAGGAGCAAGAGCAGGAGCAAGAGCAAGAACAGGAGCUUGAGCAGGAGCAGGAGCUUAAGCAGGAGCUUGAGCAAGAGCAGGAGCUUGAGCAGGAGCAAGAGAUGGAGAUGGAGAUGGUUGAAGCUCAGACUGCUGUCGUCAGUGUGGUAGAUGCUGGUUCCCAAGAGGUUCUCCAUCAGGUUCACUUCACAAUGGAGGUGAAUGGAACAACACAGGAGCAACAGGUUGUAGUAGAGCAGUCUCAGGCAGAGGCCCUGGCUGCUGCUGCAGCAGCGGGCGACAACCUCAUCUGCCAGGCCAUCAUCAACUCUGGCAUUGCACUGGGGAGAGAGGAAGCCGUGGUUGAAGAGAUCUCGCAGGAAUGUGAGGAAAUGGAUAAAGAGGUUUCCGAAUGUCCGGAUGUUGAUGAGAGUAUCGCUGAGAUCCAUGUGAAAGAAGAGUUUAUGGAGACGGAGACAGAGGAAGCAAGUGAUGGACUUGAUCAAACAUCCUUUAAAUUGUACACAUGUCCACACUGUAAUCGCUCCUUCAAGGGAUUGAAUUACUUCCGCUUUCAUGUCAAGGGCCACUUGGCUGGUUACAAGCCCUUUAAGUGUACACUAUGCCAUAAGGAGUUUCUGACUGGUUACCUGCUGAAGAAACACAUGGAAAUCCAUGUCAGUGAGAGGCGGUACAAGUGUGGCGAGUGUGGCAAGCUGUACAAAACCAUCGGGCAUGUACGAGAGCACAUGAGGGCACACUCGGAUGAGAGACCCUACCGCUGUGCCCGAUGCAACAAGGGAUAUAAGACCAAGAAUGCCUUGCAGGUGCAUCAGCGGACCCACGGGGAUGAUAAACCAUAUGUGUGCAAGUUCUGCUUGAGAGGCUUCAGGGAGAAAGGUUCUCUGGUCCGACACACCCGCCAUCACACCGGAGAGAAGCCAUUCAAGUGCCCAAACUGUGAGCGAGGCUUUGCCGAGCACGGGACUCUCAAUCGGCAUAUCCGUGCGAAAGGAGGCUGCCAGAAGGAUGAAGUCAGUGAGCAGCCGGAUCUGUCGACAGAGGAGAAGGAGUCGGUGGAAAGCCUCGCUACAGCGGCCAUCAUUUCAGAGGAUCCGCAUGCUGUGCUGGUGGAGUUCUCCUCGGUGGUGGCAGACACACAGGAGUACAUCAUCAAGACUCAAACAGAGGAGGAGGUGCAGGAAGAAGAAGUUACACUCAUUCAAGACAGCCAAAACGAGAUGGGCAACCAGAUCAUGAAAGUGGUGCAGCAAAUUGUCAGCCAGUCACACGGCGCCGGCGGCACGGGCAGCCACCAGAUCAUUGUGCGCAAUAUGGCGAUGGACGAGGAGAGCGCCUCCAUCUCCGACUGCGGCGACACGAUCACCAUCGCGACUCCCGAGAGCCUGACUGAGCAGGUGGCCAUGACGUUGGCCUCCGCCAUCAGUGACGGCACGCUGCUGGCCACGGCGGGCACCGCGGAGACGGCAGACGGAACAGUUACCAUGGUUACCACGGAGGAAGCGGUGGAGGAGGGAAUACAGAUGGUGCAGCAGGAGGAAUAUGUCAUCACCUCCCCAGAGGAGGUGGAGAUUCAGACUGUCAUUGUGUGAUGGACGAGGAUACUAACGAUGGACUCGUGAAUUCUCCGGACUGAACUUGUGUAGCUGAGUACUGUGAAGUUUAUAUGAGCCUCGUCUGAGAUUUGAUCACAAAACAAAGGCCAAAGUGUUUCUAAGGUUUAUAGUUCCACAAAGAGACAUUUACACUUCUAUGUGGAACAUAAAGAAUGAGUGUGCAUGAGGACUAGUGCUAGCAAUCAUCUUUCGUUGAUUGCGUCCGGUAUUCUCGCUCAUUUCGGGAAUAUAUGGGUGCAUACAGCUUAAAGAUAUGGUUGAUAAACUAGCAUAAGUAUGUUAUUUUAGAAAAACUAAAACCCAGCCCAGUAUUUCCACCUCUUUCCCGAUGUCGCUAGCAGCUCUCGCUCCAAAAGUCCCUGAAUCUGGGGAGAAGGUCACCGAGUGUUUCGGCUCUCCUCCACGGCCACUCCCCUAAAAUAAUCACUAUGGACAUAAACAACCAGCAUGGCUGUUGUUGAGCUGGCAGUUUGAGGAAGACUCUUAUGCAAUGAGUGCAUGCAGGUAAACAGGUAAGCCAUUCCGAUUGGUUCAUUCAGGCCGAAUGAAUUAAAUGAUUGCAGUUAUGCCAAAGUUUUUUCUUUCCAAGAUCAUUUGAUUUAUUGAUUGAUGAUGGGAUAUAAAUCUAAUAUCAACACGUAUAACAAACAAAAAAAGAGAUCACCAAGCUUUAUUUGGAACAAACCAGAUUAAUUUAGUAAGGUUUUAAUUUUAGAGGCCUGGCCCGAUUCAUAUUUCCUUCAGGCGGUACAAACUGAGCAUGUAUCUGUUGGCGCCUGGCCUCGGCUCUUUGCUGCAAUCAUUAGUGAAAUUCUUUCUUACUUUUUCACGACCUAAAACGGCAUCAUUCCAUCAGUGUUCACGUCUGCGCUCUCCAUUAAAGUUUAGGAAGUCUUCAUCCUCAAAUUGAAACGGGAUGUCCUUCUGAAGACUGGCCGCUCCAGAACUGUGCCUUCCUGCAUGCCUGUUUAAGGCCAUUAAAGACUAUAAACCUCCCACAGUGUUUAAUCAUAAUGCAUAUUUCAGCAUGACGGAUGCACCAGCCGUUAAGACGUGGUCAGUUUACAUCAAAUAAAUGCUAUUUUGUGAUACAGUUUGCUUCUAUUUAUCUUUGUUGUCUGGUUUUUCUCACGCAUUGAGAAGUUUGCCUUUCAAUGAGUGAGUUAUUUUCUGUGAUCAUAUUUACAUGCAUUUCUUUUUGAAAGAAUAUUUUUGUUUCUGAAAAGUUAUUUUACUAUUGAGUGGCAACAACCACAGAGAUCUUACCAUUUGUCUUGGUAAACCCCACAUGUGUAAUAACUGUUACAUGGUAAUAAACCACUGUAGCUCUUACUAUUGCAUAAAGAGUUGAGAGAG